GCCAUUUACUGAAUCUCACGCCAAAGUUAGAAUUGACCUCAAUGGACUCAUUCGCUCUCGCUAAAUAACCAACCUAACUCGAUAAUCCGGGUAAAUAAAUAAUCCGUGUAGGCUAAUCCAUUUAUAUUUGUCUCAUUGGAAUGAACGGAGUCACGUAGGUGUGAGAAGGGGAGCGAGGAGGAGGAGUAACAGCGCCGCUGAUGAAGCCGCAAUUAGUUGAAUCGAUUCCACCGAGGAAUCUCCACCUCAGCGAACACCUCACUCGGUUGCAGGCAACCAAGAAGAAGCCGCGACAUGGCCGCCUGUCGACGGAACCGACUCAAACUUUUCCUCAGCGGCGCUGCAUUGUUUGCUUUACUUUUCCUCUACUUUGGCGAAACUCCCGACACCGACCCCCACGUCCUCGAGGCACGCGAGUCGUACCUGAGGAGACCGGUUUACGAGAAGCCCCCGCUGCUGCCGGACGCCCCCGGGGCGCUGGGCAGUGCCGUGCUGUUGACGCUGACCGGCGACGAGAAACGCAAGCAGGAAGAGAGCAUCUCCAAGUAUCAGAUCAACAUCUACGUCAGUGACAUGAUCUCACUACAUCGACGCCUCCCGGAGAGGUGGAACCCGCUGUGCCGAGACGUGCUCUACGACUACCACCAUUUGCCCAGCACCUCUGUCAUCAUCGCCUUCUACAACGAGGCCUGGUCCACGCUGCUCAGGACAGUCCACAGCGUCCUGGAGACGUCUCCCGACAUCCUGCUCAAGGAGCUGAUCCUGGUUGACGACUUCAGCGAAGCAGAUCACUUGAAAGAGCCUUUGGAGAAAUACCUGAGAGGCUUGCGGAAGGUGCGUCUGAUCCGGGCCAACAAGCGGGAGGGCCUAGUGCGAGCCCGCCUGCUGGGGGCGUCCUACAGCACGGGCGACAUUCUGACCUUCCUGGAUUGCCACUGCGAGUGCCACGAAGGCUGGCUGGAGCCUCUUGUCCACAGGAUCAAAGAGGAGCCGACAGCCGUGGUGUGUCCCGUCAUUGACUCCAUCGACUGGAACACUUUCAAAUAUUUGGGCAACCCUGGCGAGCCUCAGAUCGGCGGCUUCAACUGGGGGAUGGUCUUUACGUGGCACGCAAUCCCAGAUCACGAGAGGAAACGGCGCAGUUCGCCUAUCGACGUCAUCAGGUCCCCCACUAUGGCGGGCGGUUUAUUUGCUGUGAGUAAGAGCUACUUUUCCUACUUGGGCACGUACGACACGGGCAUGGAGGUGUGGGGAGGGGAGAACUUGGAAUUCUCCUUCCGGAUCUGGCAGUGCGGCGGCAGCCUCGAGGUGCACCCGUGCUCGCACGUGGGCCACGUGUUCCCCAAGGCGGCGCCGUACUCGCGCAAGAAGGGGCUGGCCAACAGUGUGCGCGCCGCCGAAGUGUGGCUGGACGACUACAGGGAGGUCUACUACAACCGCAACCGUCACGCCCGAGUGGAGAACUUCGGCGAUGUGUCAGAGCGCCUUCGGCUGCGGGAGAAGCUGGGCUGCAAAAACUUCAAGUGGUACCUGAACAACAUUUACCCUGAACUCUACGUCCCAGAGGACCGGCCGGGAUUUUUCGGAAUGUUAAAAAGUGUGGGCAAGGCAGAUUUUUGUUUGGACUACAACCCUCUAGACAAGAGCAAAACAGUGAUUCUAUAUCAUUGCCACAGCUUGGGCCAGAACCAGUUCUUUGAAUUCUCGUCAGACGGAGCCCUCCGUUACAACAUGGGCGACUCCUGCGUGGAAGGCGACAACGUCAGUGCCUAUCUGACCGUGCAGCUCUGCGCCAAAACCACCGAGCCGGUACUGGCGCAACAGAAGUUCAACUUGAGGGAGGAUGGCAGACUACUGCACUUGGACAGCCUGAAGUGCGUGGAAGCGCUGGAGCGGACGGACAAAGGCGUACCGGCACCGAUGCUGAGGCCAUGCUCUGACAGCCAGUUCCAAAAGUGGACCUUUCAGCCCAUGUGAUGGUACCGUUCUUCACUUUUUGCCACCUCCUCAUGUUUUUGCGUGGUCUGUCAGUUGGUUCUGACGAGUCCUUUGUGAAGACUGGAGGGAUUUAUUUUUAUGAACAGCUGUGUGGUUUUUGCAGUUUUUUUUAAUGAAGAUGGAGAAUGAAGUGCACAGUUUGCCCAGCAGAGAGCGCCCAAGCUCCUCCAUCAAAGUUGUUGGACAAACUUGAGAAUCAGCCUGCUAAAUGUUUACACUGAAAGGGACUUUGCCUUUUUGGGCGUGCAGCUUCAACAGACUAAAAGCAAAGCCAUUUUUUCAAGUCUUUGUUCUUUAGGUUUAUAAUUUCAUUGUUCACUUCCCCUUUUCUACACUUUUGUUUGAAAUUGUUAUUCUUUGUUCACUUGGCUUUCAUUGUUUACUUCCCCUUUUCUACACUACGGUUUGAAUUGAUUCUUUUUUUACUUGGAUUUCUUUGACCGCGUUUUAAUUUCAUUUUAAUUACACCCCCCCCCGUAUUUCCAUGAAAUCCAUAUCGACCAUCUAGAAUUCUGGGGCGUAAAAUUAAUUUUUGUUGCAGCCCACUUGGUUUCCCCAGUAGGCAGUUAAAACUGAAACCAUAAACAUGUAUAAUGGUUUCAUUCCAUUAUUGCACAGAGGGAAAACAAGAUGAGUAACUAGUUUUGGAUUCAGAAUUCAAGAAAAACACUAUUAAGUCAUUCACUGCCAUCCAUUUUCAAAGCAGAGUUACCCAUUACCAGCUUGAUUUGGAUUAAUCGCUUAAGGCCCUCUGACUAUUGUGAUCUUUGACAAAACAAGUACAGAAGCCACCAGAAGAAAAAGUCAUUCGUCUUUAAUAACCAGGAAAAUUGGGUUUUUUCCGCUCUUGACUAAUCAGCACGAAGCCCGCUUCCCUAUUUUUAGCUGAUGUGAUAUUGCCCUCUGCUGGCAUUUGUUUGUCAUGACAGUUAGCUUUGUCACGGCAGUUAGCUUAAUUUGCAGUUAAAUGGUCAGAAAAAAAGAUUUACAUUGCAGCCAGGGAACGUCUUGUAAGAAGAUUCAAAUCGCACACAGAAGGGAGGGUUGGCAAGUAUGUUUCCACACAUUAGUUUUUAAUCUAACAAAUGAUACUUUCUUCUCUCUCGCUUCUUUUAAGUUGUUAAAUGACAAAGUAAGCUGUCACUAAUUGUGGUGGCCUUUAUUAAGCGUUUAUUUGCAAAAGGAACAUUUCUUGAAUGUCUUUUUGUACUUGCUACGGGUGUAAUAAAUUUGAACCGCAUCACUAUGCACGAAGGCUGUCAAUUAAAAACAAACACCAAGUUG
This is a messenger RNA of Syngnathus acus (greater pipefish), 3282 nucleotides long. RefSeq names its product UDP-N-acetyl-alpha-D-galactosamine:polypeptide N-acetylgalactosaminyltransferase 12 (gene galnt12). Gene Ontology annotation, cellular component: Golgi apparatus. The transcript is spliced from 10 exons. NCBI's taxonomy places the organism in Eukaryota, Metazoa, Chordata, Actinopteri, Syngnathiformes, Syngnathidae. Bases 295 to 1977 code for a protein of 560 amino acids. The record is from RefSeq and is a predicted model, not a curated record.